AUGGGAGAAUGGCCACGUGAGGAUGGCACAAUGGCUUCGUGGGCAGAGCACACCAGGGGAGAAGUCCAAGCUCAGAGGAGUAUAUUGGAGUCCCAUGACAAUUUCUUUGAGGAGAAAUUGGCUGAGUUCAAAACCGAGAUGCAAUCCCGGAUUGAUGACUUCAAGGAGACCCUGCAGUCCUAUGGAGAGGACAUCGCCAUCCUUAAGAAGGCGGUGUUGCAGGGAUCUGCCUCAGGUCCUGAAGCCCCUUCCAAAGUUCGAGUCCCAGAGCCCAAAGGCUUCAAUGGCAACAGAAACGCGAAGGAACUGGAGAACUUCUUGUGGGACAUCGAGCAGUUCUUUAAGGCUGCUCAUGUUCCUGAUGGCGAGAAGGUUUCCCUCACCAGUAUGUAUCUGACUGGUGAUGCCAAAUUGUGGUGGCGAACCAGGAUGGAAGACGAUGCAGAGUCGGGAAAGCCCCAGAUCACCACUUGGGAGACUCUCAAGAAGGAAUUGAAGGAUCAGUUCCUUCCCACCAACACUACGUGGGUGGCCCAAGAAGCGUUGAAAAGGCUCAAACACACCGGAUCCGUGAGGGAAUACGUCAAGGAGUUCAGUUCCUUGAUGCUGGACAUAAAAAACAUGUCAGAGGAGGACAAACUCUUUAACUUCAUGUCGGGUUUGCAAGGAUGGGCUCAAACGGAACUACGGAGGCAAGAAGUUCGUGAUCUCCCUGCUGCCAUGGCUGCAGCAAACUGCCUGGUGGACUACAAGAUGGGUGGUGCCAUCUCCACCACGCAGAGAUCCAAGUCAAAUGGAGGCAAGAAGGCUAAGGCUGAGGGCAAGAAGCCCGGGUGGAAGAAACAAGGCAAGAAGCCUGCUGCAGGAGGAAAGCCAGUGGAGGAGACCACUAAGUUCAUGCAGCAGACCACCCGGAUGGCUGGAUGUUUUAUCUGCAAUGGCCCUCAUCGAGCCAGAGACUGCCCCAAAAGGGAGAAACUCUCAGCCCCUGUGACUGCAGACGACAAGGGAGACUCUGACUCGGAGACCGCUCCAAGAGUCAACCCACUACAACUUCUGAACGUGAUCAAUGGUGAGACCCCAGUCCAGAAAUCUCUGAUGCACGUCCAUGCAGUGGUGAAUGGUGUGUCAGUGAAGGCCUUAGUGGACAAUGGGGCCACUCACAAUUUCGUGGCCACCAGAGAAGCAACCAGGUUGGGACUGAAAUUGGAGGAGGACACCAGUCGGAUCAAGGCAGUCAACAGUAAAGCCCAAAAGAUCCAAGGGAUAGCCAAGAACGUCCCUAUACAGAUCGGUAACUGGAAGGGUACGUGUAGUUUACUUAGUGUGCCUUUGGAUGAUUUUGAUUUGAUCAUUGGUGUAGACUUCCUCUUAAGGGCCAAGGUGGCCUUGAUUCCACAUCUUGGUGGAUUGGUGAUGCUAGAAGAUAAGCAGCCUUGCUUCGUGAAGGCCUUGAGGAUGAAAGAUGGUGGUAAGGGACAGCCUGAGAUGUUUUCUACUAUUCAAUUGAAGAAAGGAUUGAAGAAGGGCCAGGAGACCUAUGUUGCAGCCUUGAUCGAGAUCAAGGAGGGACAGUCAAUGGAAGUCCCUGAUUCAGUGGUCAGAAUCCUUAAGAAGUUCAGAGAUGUGAUGCCUGCAGAACUCCCCAAGGAGUUGCCACCUCGGCGACCCAUUGACCACAAAAUCGAGCUGCUACCUGGAACAAAGGCCUCGACUCAAGCCCCUUACCGAAUGCCUCCUGCAGAGUUGCUGGAGUUACGGAAGCAAUUGAAGGAGUUGCUUGAUGUCGGUCUGAUCCAGCCCUCCAGGGCCCCAUAUGGUGCACCAGUGCUGUUUCAAAAUAAGCAAGAUGGCUCACUCCGCAUGUGUGUGGACUACACAGCCCUCAAUAAGGUGACCAUCAAGAACAAGUACCCGAUACCCUUGGCUGCUGAGCUAUUUGACAGAUUGUCAAAAGCUUCUUAUUUCACCAAGCUGGACUUGAGAUCGGGCUACUGGCAGGUUCGAAUUGCAGCAGGAGAUGAAGGGAAAACCACUUAUGUAACUCGGUAUGAAUCAUACGAGUUUUUGGUAAUGCCUUUUGGCUUAACAAAUGCUCCUGCUACAUUCUGCAAUUUAAUGAAUGAUGUUCUGUUUGAUUAUUUGGAUGCCUUUGUGGUAGUGUAUCUAGAUGACAUUGUUAUUUAUAGCAAGACAUUAACAGAACAUGAGAAACACUUGAGAUUGAGGGAGACUAGGUUUUAUGUGAAGCCAGAGAAAUGUGAGUUUGCUCAGGAGAAGAUCACAUUUCUAGGACAUAAGAUCAGUGCAGGACUGAUCAGGAUGGACAAGGGCAAGGUGCAGGCUAUUAUGGAGUGGUCAGUCCCUACCAAAGUGACAAAGUUGCGGUCCUUCCUUGGCUUGGCCAACUACUAUAGAAGGUUCAUUAAGGGGUAUUCAAAUAGGGUGUCUCCCCUUACUGACCUGUUGAAGAAGGACAACUCAUGGGACUGGAGCAUCAGUGAAGGGCACCCUGUGGCGUUUGAAAGCAGGAAGCUGAAUAAUGUAGAGCAGAGGUACAAAUUGAAAUAUCGGUCUGAUGGUUUAGUGGAAAGAAACAAAGCUAGGCCGGUUGCUCAAGGUUUCACCCAAACUCCGGGAGUGGAUUAUUUUGACACAUUCAGCCCUAUUGUGAAGUCCUACACUAUCUGUCUCAUUCUUGCCUUGGCAGUCUCUUUUCAAUGGCCGGCCCCUAAAGUUUGGUUUCAUAAGCUUCGGGUCACCUUAGUUGAUUAUGGGUUUCAGCCCUCAUGUGCUGACAUGUCCCUCUUCAAUUACCACACUGCUUCAGAGGUGCUUAUUCUCCUUGUAUACGUCGAUGACAUUUUGCAAAAGUAUAUUACAGACUUGCUCAACCGCACUCACAUGGAGAACUCCAAGCCUACACCCACACCAGGUAGCCUUGGACACACACUCUCUCAGUCGAAUGGUGUGCCUCACCCCUCUGAAUAUCGUCGAAUAGUGGGGACUCUACAAUAUGUCACUUUAACAAGGCCUGAUAUUGCCUUUGUCGUAAACAAAGCAUGUCAGUUCAUGGAUAUAGUGAUGCUAACUAGGCAUCUUGUCCCGAUGAUCGUCGAAGCACCAACGGCUACUGUGUCUUUCUCAGCUCAAAUCUUAUAUCCUGGUCCUCCUCCAAACAACGCUUGCAAUAUUGAGAUUUUUUUGUUCAAGGAGAGGGUAAAAUGCAAUGGCUUCUUUGGUGGGUUCAUCAUGACUCCAUCCUCCUCUUCCUCAUCCUCAUCGUCAUACUGGAUGUCAUCCACGGUUGAAGACGACAUGAACGGCACCACAACAGCAGCAACACCGGGACCUCUGUUUCAUGGCCGAAGCAAAAGCUGGGGUCGGGCAUUCGCAAGUACCAUGAGAGCCUUGAGCAAGCCAUCAUCGUCCAAAGUUGAAUACAAAAAUGCAGGGAAGAGAGACAUUACACCCAAUAAACCCAACUUGACUGCUAUUCCUUCCUUGCUGGCUAUGAGAGGCUAA
Messenger RNA from Vitis riparia (riverbank grape), 3525 nucleotides. RefSeq lists its product as uncharacterized. The coding region runs from base 1 to 3525 and encodes 1174 amino acids. The transcript has 6 exons. The record is from RefSeq and is a predicted model, not a curated record. Lineage: Eukaryota; Viridiplantae; Streptophyta; Magnoliopsida; Vitales; Vitaceae.